UUUUCUCAAUCGAUUUGGUACAUUUCUCCAAACUCAGGUAACAGCUCUCAAAACAGUUAACACAGUGAUCAGUACACUUUGUAAUUGUCCUAAACAGAUAGUAAAUUCUCCUUCAUUUCAUACAAAUCACAAAUCAAAAGCAUAAUUUUCUCAAAACACUGUGCACAAAAAUCCCAAAUUUCAUCACAGCAGUUCAUACAGCCAACCAAAUCUUUAAUAUAUCAGGAAAAACAUUUGUAACUUUUUCAUUGUUCUUCACAAAGAUCACAAGCAUUUUUGUACCAUUUUCAAAGCACAGCAAACAAAACUCUGUGAAUUGUAAAAUAGUCAGUUGCACACCUUGUGUCUGCAAUUAACGGCAAAUUGUUAUCUGAUGAGUUAGUAAUCCACUCAACACAGAAAAAGCCAAUUUCCUAAUUGUUCACACAGCUGUCUUACGUAAUUACAACAACUACAAAAGGGGAAGAGAAGAAGAACAAAGAAGACAAAUGAGGAGAUACAGUAAGACAAAAAAAAAGAAGUAUGAGCAGUGGAAACAGAAGAGGUUUAAGAGUGAGAGGUGGUGGCCAGGGUAGAGGGAGAAGAGGAAGAGGAGAUAGAGAAAGAGAAAGAAGAGCUGAAGAUGUAGGAGGAAGAGCUGAAGAUUUAGGAGGAAGAGCGAGAAGAGCUGAGGAUGUAGGAAGAGGAGAAGAGAUUGAAGAGAUGGAUAGAUUGGAGGGCAAUGGUAUAGUGGAAAGAGAAAAUAUAAGAAGAGGUGGACAGGGAGGAAGAGGAGGCCAAGGUGUAAGAGGAGGGAGGAGAGGUAGAAUGAGGGUAGGGUACACGCGUGUUUCAAAUGAAAUCAGAGCCACACUUAUUGACCAUGUCAUAAAUCAUGGUCUCUCACUGAGAGAAGCUGGCCAGAGAGUUCAGCCCAAUAUAAACAGAUCCACAGUGGCUUCAAUUAUCCGUACAUUUCAGAGGGAAAACCGAAUUGAAGUUAGAGAACAUUCAGGUGGACGAACAAGACUUUUUUCAGUUGAACAAGAGCAUGCCAUUGUUGACAUGGUGGUCCAGAACAACACCCUCCGCCUCAAAGAAAUUCAGCAAAGAAUAACACAGGACAAUCAACUGUUCCACAAUAUCCACCAAUGCAGUCUCUCCACAAUUGACCGUGUUCUAAGAAGAAAUGCUAUCCGAAUGAAGCAAGUAUACAAAGUGCCCUUUGAGAGGAACUCCAUUAGAGUGAAGGAGUUGCGAUUCCAGUUUGUUCAAAGAAUCUUGGAGUUGGAUAGCAGUGCAACUCAUUAUGAGUACCUGUAUAUUGAUGAAGCAGGCUUCAAUCUUCAAAAAAAAAAGGAGAAGAGGGAGAAAUGUGAUUGGCCAUCGUGCUACAGUCAAUGUCCCUGGACAACGAGGAGGCAACAUCACUCUCUGUGCAGCAAUUUCUACAACUGGUGUUGUGGCACACAAUGCUGUCUUGGGACCAUACAACACAGCAAGGCUCCUACAUUUUUUAAACCUCCUCAAUGAAAUCCUCUUUCCGCAGGGUGAUCAGGAGCAAAUGGUGCGGAAUUUUGUAGUUGUUUGGGACAAUGUCCAAUUCCACCAUUCAGCACUAGUGCGAGAGUGGUUUGAGAAUCACCCACAAUUCAGGAUGGUGUUUCUUCCACCAUAUUCUCCUUUCCUGAAUCCAAUUGAGGAAUUCUUCUCCUCUUGGAGAUGGAAAGUACAUGAUCGCAACCCUUACAACCAAGUAAGUCUUCUUCAAGCGAUGGAAGAGGCCUGUGGAGAUAUUGGGGCACAAGCAUGUCAAGGAUGGAUUCAGCAUUCAAGACGUUUUUUUCCCACGAUGCAUGACUCGUGAAAAUAUUUUCUGUGAUGUUGAUGAAAUUCUCUGGCCAGAUGUAAUUGAGAGGCAUGAUCAAUAAAAUUAUUGAUUCAAUGAAUGCAGUAAAUUUAUCACUUUAUUUUUUUUAUUUACCUAUGUACUUAUUUGCAUAAUAUAUAUAUUUUUGUGUGUGUGGGAUGACAACUUAUUGUUAUACACCUGAACUCCUCAUUAAAGAACUUAAUGAAAAACAUGUAUUUUCAUUUAUUUCUUUGUGUAUCUUCAGCUGAAUUUGUUAUAAAAUCAACAGAGAACACACUUUUAGUUUUGAUGUUAAUAUUGAAUUUUAAUAAAUGCAUUACUAGAAUAAAAUGCUGUGUUUCAUUGUGCAGUGAAUACUUAACGGUUUUGCCAGCAUAAGAGUGUGUUUAGUUUGCUGUGUUAACUGUUUUGAGAGCUGUUACCUGAGUUUGGAGAAAUGUACCAAAUCGAUUGAGAA
Molecule: messenger RNA, 2309 nt
Organism: Megalobrama amblycephala (Wuchang bream)
Lineage: Eukaryota; Metazoa; Chordata; Actinopteri; Cypriniformes; Xenocyprididae
Exons: 3
Coding region: 523-1512 (329 amino acids)
Source: RefSeq, a predicted model, not a curated record